This is a messenger RNA of Pipistrellus kuhlii (Kuhl's pipistrelle), 392 nucleotides long. RefSeq names its product protein Daple-like. NCBI's taxonomy places the organism in Eukaryota, Metazoa, Chordata, Mammalia, Chiroptera, Vespertilionidae. The transcript is spliced from 3 exons. The record is from RefSeq and is a predicted model, not a curated record. Bases 42 to 392 code for a protein of 116 amino acids.
CUCUCUCUUCUGUUAGAGACAAAUUACAUUCCUCACAGAAAAUGAAUGAAAACCUGGAGGAACAAAGCAUGGCUGAGCACAAGUUCCAUGAUCCAGCGCCAAAGAAGAAGAAGCUCUGGAUUAGAACCAAAGCCAUCAUCAAAUUCAUCAAAGGAAAGAAAGGGGGUUCCAGAGAACGACCAAAGUCAACCCCAGAGAGGCCUCCCUGGCUGCUGGGGUCCUCAGACCAGGCCUUGCGCAGUACUUGUCAGCUUCUUCAAUUGCAGCUGGAGCCCCUGGAGGCCACCCCAUGCUGCUCAAAGAGGACAGAAGAGCAAGAUGCCAGCAGGGGGCGCAAGGGAAAAGGUAGAAGGGCUGACACUGGAUUACCUCCUUACGACUCUCGUGAUUAG